Messenger RNA from Ictalurus furcatus (blue catfish), 3298 nucleotides. It is a transcript of the gene esyt3, whose product is annotated as extended synaptotagmin-like protein 3. Bases 50 to 2530 code for a protein of 826 amino acids. Gene Ontology annotation, biological process: lipid transport. Gene Ontology annotation, molecular function: lipid binding. The transcript is spliced from 23 exons. Lineage: Eukaryota; Metazoa; Chordata; Actinopteri; Siluriformes; Ictaluridae. The record is from RefSeq and is a predicted model, not a curated record.
CCAAAGAUGCUUUUCCUGCUGAACUUUUAAAUCGCAGGAACGUGUGGAAAUGUCGUCGGAAGGUAAGAUGGAAAAUGAGCUGAGCAGCGGCGAGGUGAACCGCGCGCUCACGGAGUUCGUGUUGUUCGUGGCGCGGUGCGUGCUGCUGCUCUACCCGGUGUACGUGUGCGGCGCGUUCGGCCUGAGCGUCAGCUGGCUGCUGCUCGCGGUGCUGCUGUGGGGAAUGUGGGAGAAGAACCGGCGGCGCAAGGGCGAGCGCGUGGACGCCGCCAUCGACUUCGUGGAGAACGAGUCUCACGUGAUCAAGCACGAGAUGCUGAAGGCGCUCAACUCUCCCACCUGGAUUCAAUUUAAUGAAGUUGAGAAGGCUGCCUGGAUCAACAAGAUUCUUCAUCAAGCCUGGCCAUUCUUUGGCGUCUACAUGGACAAGCUCCUGAAGGAGAACAUCCAGCCUACCAUUAGGCAAUCCAGCCCUCACCUCAAAACCUUCACCUUCACUAAGGUCCACUUUGGCCAGAAGGCUCCAAUAAUUACAGGCGUACAAGCGUACACACAAGAAGCAGACAUGAGGGAAGUCAUCCUAGACUUCAACAUUGCUUACAUGGGGGAUAUUGACAUCGCCGCAGAUAUAAAGCCACGCAUCUCAGCAGGAGUUAAAGAACUGCAGCUUCAGGGGAUGCUCCGAGUGAUUCUUAGCCCCUUGAUUGGCCAAUCCCCACUUGUGGGUGGGGUCACGAUGUUUUUCAUCCGUCGACCUAGUUUGCACUUGAAUUGGACUGGCAUGACCAAUCUCCUGGAUGGUCCAGGACUACGACCCUUUUCCGAGACGGCCAUCAUGGACAUCAUCGCGUCCAUGAUGGUCCUACCGAAUCGUCUAUGUUUCCCAUUAAUAGACCAAGUCAAGGUGGAUGAAAUGAGAUUCCCUCUGCCUCGAGGUGUGGUACGUGUCCAUGUGCUGGAGGCUCAGGAUCUGAAGGCCAUGGACACAGUAAUGAUGGGACUAGUAAAGGGCAAGUCUGAUCCAUAUGCAGUCCUUACAGUUGGCAACCAGCGUUUCAAAACGAAGACCAUUAAAGAGACCUUGAACCCCAGAUGGAAUGAGGUGUAUGAGUUCGUGGUUCAUGAGGCUCCUGGCCAAGAGCUCGAAGUGGAGGUCUAUGAUGAGGACACGGACAAGGAUGACUUUAUGGGCAGGUUUAAUCUGGAUUUUGGUGAGGUGAAGAAGGAAAGAGAGAUAAAAAAGUGGUUCCUCCUGCAGGAGAUUGAAAAAGGAAAAGUACACAUGAAACUGCAAUGGUUUUCUUUGCAGACUGAUCUGGAGCUACUGAAAGAGGCCACUGAUGGCUGUGCCUGUGCCAUGCUUGCUAUAUAUUUGGACAGUGCCUCUAACCUACCUAAAGACCAUAAUGAAGUAAGCCAGCUUGAGAAACAUGGGAAGCAGCCCAAAGAGGCAAGGCUCACAAGGAAGCAACACAACCCCAAUUCUUAUGUGAAGUUCUCCAUAGACCAACAAAGCCAGAAAAGCAAGACUGUGUAUGCAACUAGAGAUCCUGUUUUUGAGCAGUACUUCACAUUCUUUGUGCACAGUGUGGAAAGCCAGGUGCUUAACAUUCAGGUGAUGUUGGCUGAAAAGAAAAGUUCACUGGGCAUGCUGACUCUGCCUCUCAACCGGCUUCUCAACGCCUCAGACUUGACUCUGGACCAGCAUUUCCAGCUGGAACGUUCCGGCUCCAACGCCCAGCUCAAGAUGAAAGCCAUCCUCAGGAUCCUGAAACUGGAGAAGCCCAAGCCCAAAGUUUCAAACCCUUCAAACCCUUUCAAAGAUCCUCAGCUCCAGCAACCUCAGCAAUCACAGCCAACUCUUGACUCCUUGAAACCUGAAGAGAGAAACCAGGCCACUACGCUGUCACAGAUGCAAGUGCCCAUCAGUUCUUCCAGCGGGCCCCAGGCUGAGUAUAUGGCCCGGAGAGGUUCUCUCCUGGUCUCGGAGAACCGUCUGACGGGCUCCACACGAAUGCGGCGUUAUGACUCGCACAGCCUCCUCUCAGAAAACUCUAUCGCUUCUUCACGCUUCGACCUGGCCGAGGGUGUCCCUUACCCAGACGCCAUCAUGAAUCACCAGGGCAGCUUUGGCCAGAUUCAGAUAACUAUUCGUUAUGCCACGCUGAGGAACAAGCUCACUGUGACGGUCAUUAACUGCAGGAACCUGUUCCCCUGUAACGCCAACGGCUCAGACACCUAUGUUCGCAUUUACUUGCUUCCUGACCAAAAAUGGAAAAACCGCAUGCGCACAAAAGUGAAGACAAACACAGUGGAUCCAAACUUUGAUAAGAAGUUUGAGUUUUCGGUGCCAUUGGAGGAAGCAAAGACCCGGAAGUUAGAUGUUUCUGUGAAGAACAAUCGAAUGUUCCAUACCAGAGAGCGAAAAGAGAUUGGGAUGGUCUUGAUUGAUCUAGCCCAGUUGGAUAUUGUAAAAGGUUCCACAGAAUGGUAUGAGCUCAGUAUCCCAGGGCUGAAGAAAGCUAUCUAGAGGAAUGAAGAUCAUUGAUCAAAUUGAACUGACUCCUUCAGAAGUUUCUGAAUUUCUACACCUCUGUUUACAUUUUUAUUACUGAAUUUCUCUUGCCUCUCAGGUAGUGGAAACUAUGAGAAUCUUUAUUUUUAUUUUAACACUGAAGAACUCUAAAAUAUAGUGCUUUUUUUUUUUGAAUCAUCAGUUGCGAGUGGAGUUUUCACUUGAUGAUGGGAAGCAGGCUUCUUUUUUUUUCUUUCUUUCUUUGCACUCCAUGCUGAACCUUUUUUUUUUUUUUUUUUUUAAAUCAUACUCGAAGUACUGGUACUACUUUGUGUCACUACUUAUGUCGCUUACAUGCACGCAAUAGUUCUGGAUUCAUGACAUUCUCUCUCUCUCUCUCUCGCUUAUAUAUAUAUAUAUAUAUACAUGUACAUUCUCAUGAUCUGUUCUUUUCUUUAUAGGAAAUGUGUUGCACAUUUUAAUGCAUUGUUCAUUGGUUAUGUGAUGUUUACUAGAUUGUAAAGAAUAUGCACCUGUUCCACAUUCCAGCUCUUGACAAACCAAAGACAAGUAAUCAGUAAUUCCUCAAUAACUGUUGUCUGGAACACGCUGAGCACUAUAAUGAAGCAAAAUGUGCACUCUCAGUGAGGGUCUUAAAGAUUAUGUUUAGGAGAGGCGAUAUUUAGCAAAUAUAUAUCAGGGAAAUAUUUGGACAGCAUGGAAUGUGAAUAUGUUUUAAAACAAAAACGUAACUGACAUGGAUGCAUGUUCAGUACUUAAGCA